AUUGUGGGGUAUUGUGUGCAGAUUGAUGGGGAAAAAAACAUUUCAUUAAUUUUAGAACAAGGCUGUAACGUAACAAAAUGUGGACAAAGUCGAGGCAUCUGAAUACUUCCGAAUGCGCUGUACAUUAUUUUAAUAGCAGAACACUGUAAAGUCCUUUAUUCCUCUGAAGAGUAUGAAUUAGGCUGUUUGAGAUGAUUUGAAUCCUAAGAAACCUGCAUACACAUCGUUUGAAGUACAACAUACCAACAUUUCUACUGUAGUAGGUCAAAGCAGUAUUCUGGAAAACCUUGGACGAGCAUGGGUGAGGUAGGCAUGGUGAUGCCCAUGUGAAUUUCUUUUAUUUUUUGACUUCGGACCAAUGCCUACUUCUCACUUAAAACAUGUUUUUUUGUUUUUAAUUUCAAUGGUUUAUUCACUGGAAGGUGAUUAUACAAAAUUAUAUAACAUUUCCACAUGCAAAAGGUGUCUUUCAAAAAUGUAAUUUGCGUUUCAAAUUGUGUUAAUUUAUUGUCCAGGGCAUGGUAUCCCAAAAGCAUCUUGCUAAGUUCAUCGCUAGAACCUUCGUAGUCUCAUCGUAAAAUCUCAGACCUGUUUCCCAACACUUGUUAUUUAGCGACUUUCUCAAACCUCUAGUAGAACAGCUAACUGGGUCGUUAGAUGCUUUUUUUUGCCCUUCAGCAUCACUUUAUAAGCAGAAGUUCUCCACCAAACAUAGAAUCAAGACGUUUAUCUGUCUCUACGGCUGACAAUAACUUCAGAACAAAGUUGACUACAGUACAACGUUACCAAUGUCUUUGCAAUUGUUAUGAACAAGAAUAGGGUUAAGCAAGGCUUAUAUGACUGUACCUGACUUAACAUUUUAACAGAGGUAAUAAUAGAGAUGUCAUCCCACAGAUCUACUGUACCUGUAGAAGCAGAGGUUUGAAGAAUGAAUAUCGUCCCAGGUCAAAUCCAGUUCCAAUUACAAUUACCAAUGGUGUCUGUGGUUCCAAGGAAAACGGAUCCAAUUAUAAAAUGCAUUAUUGACAGAAAGUUGGAGAAACUAAAGAAAUUGAUCAGGGGUGGCAAGGACUUGAAUGGACUGUACCCUUGUGCUGAGUGGAAGGAUGAUGUUACCCCUUUAAUUGCUGCUGUUGCAUUUACAAAUGACAAUAUUUGUACAUUUCUUCUGAAAGAAGGUGCUGACCCCAACAUCCAAUCAACAAAUGGUUGGGUUCCUUUGCAUUAUGCCUCAAUGUCAAAAGCUCCUGUCAGUUUAGUGAGUAGACUCAUCGCAGCAAAAGCAGAUCCAGAAGGGGCACCAAUCCAGAUGUUAACUCCACUUCAAUUGGCGGCUAACAAUGACAGAGAAGACAUUGUGAAAGAGUUGAUGAUGUCUGGAGCAUUUGCUGAAAGAAAUCUCAAAGCAUAUCCCGCUACUGACCAAAAGAUAGCAAGCAUGAUUCAGAAAUUCUCUUCAGAGAGUGAGAAUUUUGUCAAAUUGAAGAUUUUUUAUGAUUUUUUUGUGCAAUAGAACUCAAAUCAGUGGAGGAUCUUUUCAAUGAAUAUGGCAAACACAUGCUGGUGGUGAACCCUGUGAAUCAUCUCACACUAUAUGACAUGUCUUUUAACGCCAUUGGACAAAAUAUGGAUCAGUAUCGUCAAGCAUCCAUAAAGUGGCUGAGAGAAUCUCAGAAAAUUGAUCUCUACAUUGAGGAGGCAACCAAUCGCUUGCCUAAAAUUCCCAAACAUUUACAAGAUAUGGUAGUGAAUUGCUUGACAGCUGUUUUUAACAUUAUGAAAGAAAUAUCUCUUGGACUGUCACUGGUAGUAAUACCCACUCUUCUGAAAUACCUCACACAUGAAUCCAAAAGUACCCCUCAAGGACUAAAUCGCAACAUUUCAGUUGUCAAACUACUGUAUGUGAUUACUCAUAAAGCUCAAAAUCACAAACAUGGCUGGACCCUCCCUUUUGUUGAGGAGUUAUGCAAGAGGAUCAUCUCAUUCACUGAUCAAGCAUAUCUCGCCAAUCCUCAGACCUCCAGCUUAGGUGUCUUUACAUUUGGUUUGCUUGCAGAUCUGUACACCUUCGAUUGUGUACCUGCGAUUAUCACAUCACGAGGGAUAACCUCUGUGCCGGAGAAAAUACUUGUUACUGCUGAAAUGGAGAUGGAUGAAGACCUGAAAGAAAAGCUAAGGAAAUUAGAUAUGUUCCUACGAAGUCCAGUCCCACCAACGGAUACAACUGAACAAUUGCAGGGAGUGAAUCUGUCAAAGAAGAAGAAGAAGAAGAAGAAGAAAAAAAAGAAGAAGAUAAUUCAGGAAGAGUUGUCGGUAGAGAAAAGUACACCUGACAUGACUGAGAAGCCAGAUCUUGAUGCUUCAUCAAUUCCAGUUGAAGAAUCUGGUGUACAUGGGGAAAAUUCCAGUGUUAAACCAUUUCCCUCCACCACCGACGAAUUGAAACCCCGGAAAUGGCACAAAGUUAGUGAGCGGUGGAGGCCUCAGUUGGAGGAACUCAGCAACAUAGAUGUAGGCAAGGUUUACAGAUUGGGAAAUCUCAAUCUUGUCGUCCAUCCGGAUUUCCAAAUAGCCAAAGGAAGUGAUGGAACUGAAGUCUUUCUGGGCUUGAAGGAUGAUGGUACUGAGGUAGCCGUGAAGAGAAUGCUCAAGUCAAACUAUCAAGAUCUGAAGAGAGAAGAGGGUUUUUUAAGACUACCUCAGCUGGAUAGUCCCUGCAUUGUGAGAUAUGUGGACUUUGCAGAGGACGAGCACUUCGGUUACCUUGUUCUUCAGCUCUGUGAAUACACCCUUGAUGAAUACAUCAAAGACCACCUACCAGAGGACAAAACCCCUGUCCUGAAGAAAAUAGUGCACGAGGUGCUCUGCAGUCUAAGCGUUCUGCAUAGUCUAAACACAAAAAUUCUGCACCGGGAUAUAAAACCCCAGAAUGUUUUAAUAGAUGUUACAGGCAGAGCGAGAUUAGCCGAUUUCGGUAUAAGUCGACAAUUGAACAUGGGACAAACAACUCUACAUACAAUCAGUGCAGGAACAAAAUGUUGGAAGGCCAGAGAAACUUUAGAUGAAGACAGUGGGAUCGGAUAUAAGAGGAGCACCGAUAUUCAGGUGGCCGGGAUGUUAAUGUAUUACAUCAUCUCUGGUGGACAUCAUCCAUUUGGCAAAGGCAUCCAUUGUGAAGUUAACAUUUUUCAAGGGAAGUACACACUGGAACAUGUUGAGGAUGAAGUGGCCAAGGACCUCAUUGAGUGGAUGAUCAAUGAAGACCCAGAGAAGAGACCUACAGUGGAGGACACACUGGCCCACCCAUACUUCUGGCCAGAGGAGAGGAGAGUGGAGUACUUACGAAAAAUUGGUAACGAGAAGGAAGCAGAGAACUGUCGCAAAGCAGACCCAGGACUCCUUCAUGCUUUGGACCAGUGUGCUGAGGCGAGGUCGUUUACAAAGUGGAAGUCCAAGAUACCGCCUGAGUUGAUGAACAAGUUGGAUGGUAAAAAGAAGGCCUACCCAGACAACACAUUGGGUUUGUUGCGCUUCAUACGCAACCUUCAUGAGCACUACAUUGAGGAUGCGGAUUCUGUUGACAUAUUGACAAUGUUCCCUGAUCUCUUUGGAUGCGUCUACAAGUUUGCGAAGAAAAAGGAGUGGAAUUCAAGAAGUAGUCUGAAGAAAUGGUUUCACAGAGAAGAUGUAAGAUAAUGAUUCUGACAUUUGGAAGAUUAAACACUGACUAACUUCUGAAAUGUUGUCUUGA
Molecule: messenger RNA, 3751 nt
Organism: Oncorhynchus gorbuscha (pink salmon)
Lineage: Eukaryota; Metazoa; Chordata; Actinopteri; Salmoniformes; Salmonidae
Product: serine/threonine-protein kinase/endoribonuclease IRE1a-like
Exons: 6
Coding region: 1558-3696 (712 amino acids)
Biological process (GO): protein phosphorylation; intrinsic apoptotic signaling pathway in response to endoplasmic reticulum stress; mRNA processing
Cellular component (GO): IRE1-TRAF2-ASK1 complex
Molecular function (GO): RNA endonuclease activity; ATP binding; protein serine/threonine kinase activity
Source: RefSeq, a predicted model, not a curated record